AUGGUUGUCUGCAAAUACUUCCUGAAUGGAAAUUGCAAAUUUGGCAGUAAUUGUAGAAAUGAGCAUCCCGGUGCGGGAUUUGCAGGUCAAAACAGAUAUGGUGCGUUAGGCGGUAGUGGCCCCUCUCGCUUCGGAGGAGGUGGGAGCAGCGGAGCUCGCCAAGACAGCUGGCGUAUCAGCCUUGAAGAUGUGAGGAGUGACUUGACGGACGGAAAAGGUCGGCCGAAAUGGAUCCUUACUGCAUAUGGUCCGGGAAGAUCACCACCGGCUUCGCUUCUCGAUUCCAACGAGCUGAGUCCCGAGGAAGUCCGCGUGCGCUUCUAUGAACUGGCUAGCCAGGGCAAAGAAGCCGUUGCGGAUCAAGAAGCAGGGGCGUUGUGGAACAAGGCUGCCCAAGACAUGGGCCAGAUCCUCAGCAACGUCGAGAAUGUCAGCCGAUUUAUGGAGGAGGCGGACAAAAAGCACCCUAAUAGGAAUGACUUUGUGAACAUGGACGGGACAAAAUCUCGCGAUCAGUUUGUUCAGGAAUUCCCCAGUACAGCCUCAGGAACCACCUCAAGUACAGGCUUUGGGGGAUCGUCUACGCCAAACGCUUUUGCGAAGCCUGCGGCGUCGACCUUUGGUCAACCAUCUCAGCCGUCCUUAUUUGGUGGUGGUGCGGCCUCCAAACCAGCUUUUGGCCAGAAUGGGUUUGGGAGUGGUGGGGGACAAAAUGCUACAAGUCCGUUCGGACAAGCAUCGUCCACCAGGUCGUUUGGAAAGCCGGCAUUCGGAAGCUCUGGAUUCGGUCAGUCGAGCUUUGGGCAACCUUCCCAGCCGACAUCUACAUUUGGGCAACCUUCCCAGCCGACAUCAACAUUCGGACAACCUUCACAACCGACAUCCACAUUUGGGCAACCUUCUCAGCCGACAUCAACCUUCGGUCAACCUUCUCAGCCAACAUCAACAUUCGGUCAACCUUCUCAGCCAACGUCAACAUUUGGCCAGCCUUCACAACCGACGUCCACAUUCGGACAGCCUUCGCAACCGACAUCCUCCUUUGGUCAACCGGCCUUUGAGUCGACUGGCCUUGGGGCAAAUGCGUCGUAUAAUCCAUUCGCACCGGCUUCGGCAGCAUCUGGCUUUGGCCAGGCUGGUUCGACGUUCGGUCAGCCAUCCCAGCCUACCUCGACUUUUGGGCAACCAAGCCAGCCUUCAGCGACCUUUGGUCAACCAUCUCAGCCAAGUUCUACAUUCGGUCAGUCAUCGACAUCCGCACAGACUGCGUUCGGCCAGUCACCAUCCCCCGCGGUCGGCCAACCGACCCAGCCUACAUCCACCUUUGGCCAGCCUUCCCAGCCGACCACCUCACCUUUCGGCCAAGCCGCAACUGCCUCGUCUCCGUUUGGGCAACCUUCAUUCGGCAGCAGCACUACCCCAGCCUUCGGUCAAACAAGUGCUCCGACCAACCCGUUCGGGGCCAGUCCGGCAGAACAGCAGCCCAAUGACCAGGCAAUGGAAACAGCAACACCGGCCGCAUCCCGACCAGCUUCGCGGGCAAAUCCAUUUGGAGCGUCCUCCACUCCGACGGUUCAAACCCAGCCAGCACAGCCAACUCCAGCAUCCACACAGCCUGCCGUUACGAAGCCAAUUGUGAACACCUCCACAACACCCCAUCCGCUUACUGGACGACCGCCGCAUGCGACGCACUAUACGCAAACCCUUCCACUACAGCCCACGCAGAAGAGCACUUCCGGCCAAGUGACUGCCUACCGUGGCCAAAGAGUGGAGUACAUUGACGGCAUCCUAUGCUACCGAAGGCCUGACGGUAAAGGCUUCGAAAAGAUCUGGUUCCCAGAUGCAGGAGCAACUCCUGAAGUUGUCGCGCUGAACAGGGAGGACAAGAUACACGAUACUCAGGGAUCAGCGGAGCAAUAUACAGACGAAAUCGUGAAUAAGUUUAAGUACUUAUUCGAGGAGGGACGGUUUCAAGACGGCAAGUUACCAUUGGUGCCGCCGUUGAGGGACUGGAGUGUGUAUGAUUUCUGA
Molecule: messenger RNA, 2028 nt
Organism: Capronia epimyces CBS 606.96
Lineage: Eukaryota; Fungi; Ascomycota; Eurotiomycetes; Chaetothyriales; Herpotrichiellaceae
Exons: 3
Coding region: 1-2028 (675 amino acids)
Molecular function (GO): metal ion binding
Source: RefSeq, a predicted model, not a curated record